UUAACAUCUUGAAUUAAUACUUCGCGUAAUAAUAAGAAAGUACUGUUGUCAGGAUUUUCAAUCGCGAUUAAACGAUAUAUUUGCCAUUUUAUAGUUUAAUAAGAAUAAUCAUCUUUUGACACUAGUAAAGAGCUCAACCAUGGGCAAAAGAAAUAAUAUGAUCCCUAAUGGGCACUUUCACAAAGACUGGCAAAGGUUUGUAAAAACCUGGUUCAACCAGCCAGCUAGAAAAUACCGUCGUAAACAAAAUCGUGUGAAGAAAGCACGUACUCUUGCACCAAGACCUGUUAAGCUGUUGAGACCUGUUGUUCAUUGUCCAACUUUUCGCUAUCACACGAAAGUUAGAGCUGGCAAAGGUUUUACUUUGGCCGAAAUAAAAGCUAGCGGUUUAAACAAAAGAUUUGCUAGAACUAUUGGAAUUGCGGUAGACCCUAGAAGACGAAACAAGUCAGUUGAGUCUUUGCAAACAAAUGCUCAAAGAUUGAAGGAAUAUAAGUCAAAAUUGAUAUUGUUCCCUCUAAAUGAAAAGAAACCUAAGAAGGGUGAAGCAACUGAAGAGGAGAUGAAAGUUGCAACUCAAGUUGAAGGAGAAGUUAUGCCAAUAAGACAUCAACCAGCAGCCAAAGCAAAGGCUCGUGUCAUUUCUGAGGAGGAAAAGAAAUUCUCUGCAUAUAUAACUGUCCGUAAAGCUAGGGCUGAUGCUAGAUUAGUUGGAAUUCGUGCAAAGCGUGUUAAAGAAGCAGCAGAAAAUCCUGAUGAUGUGACAAAGGUUGGAGCUGCUACUACUAAGGACAAGAAGCCUAAAAAAUAACUUUAAGCUUUGUGACUUUGUAUAAAUAUAAAAAUAAAUUCUUGAAUAAGAAAUACA
Molecule: messenger RNA, 868 nt
Organism: Hylaeus anthracinus
Lineage: Eukaryota; Metazoa; Arthropoda; Insecta; Hymenoptera; Colletidae
Gene: RpL13
Product: 60S ribosomal protein L13
Exons: 4
Coding region: 140-811 (223 amino acids)
Biological process (GO): translation
Cellular component (GO): ribosome; cytosolic large ribosomal subunit
Molecular function (GO): RNA binding; structural constituent of ribosome
Source: RefSeq, a predicted model, not a curated record